Rhodofomes roseus is the source of this 1053-nucleotide messenger RNA. RefSeq lists its product as uncharacterized. Lineage: Eukaryota; Fungi; Basidiomycota; Agaricomycetes; Polyporales; Fomitopsidaceae. The transcript has a single exon. The record is from RefSeq and is a predicted model, not a curated record. Bases 372 to 917 code for a protein of 181 amino acids.
CUUCGGUACGCUGGGGUCUCGAUACCACGGGCAUGGUCACUUAGGCAAGUACGGACGAGGAUUGUACAGUUGUCGGCGUCCUGAAAGACAUAAAUCAAGAGCGAUGGCAGAGGCAAUGCAGAAUGAUAGCGGCGUCGGCCUCGCUAGGUCGUUCAGCAGAUUCCCCAGAGCGAGGCACGGCAAGUAGGCCCCGGAGACAAGUGGGAUUCAGCGGGCUGUCCAAGGGUGUUGUGGGAGGACAGGCGGACCCCAGGGAGGGCGUGGAGGGCGACGGCAGGCGGGGUGGCCAGGCGGACAGGAGAGAGAGGAAUGGAGGAGGGACGCGGUCAAAGAGAGAUGGACGGGCGGCUCGGGUGACAUAAGCAUCCGCUAUGAACCCUGCACUCGGACCCUGUGCUUCUGGUUGCGUCCGCCCACAUUGCGAUCCUUCUUCUCACUAUCCUUCUUCCUCUCACCGGCCACCACCAUCACUGAUCUUGGCUGUGGCCCCCGCGACAAGCUCGGGAUUAUGGCCUCGACAACCGCGGCGAGUCUCACUCGUCCCCGGGCGGCGAGGGAGGCAACGGUGGCAGUCUUGUUGUCCACGUUCCCUGUCCAGAUGCUGGACAACCCCACCACGAUGCGUACAUCCUAUCUGUCAUGUGGGCUGUUCCUGUACCGCCCCCCUAGGGAUAUCUCUCAAUCGGUAUGUUCCCCGCGUGCGGCGGUUGCUCAUGUCCGUCCAGUACUCGGUCUGCUUCCGAAUGCUAAGGAUAUAUCCGCCUUGCAAAUUGGGGCCUAUCGGGGAUGUCAGGGACCACAGGGGACCACUGUCAGUGUCCAACCUAACUGAUCCUCCGUGGGCACUCCUUGGCAUCAUACGUUCACCUCGGGACGAGGCGUCGCUCCAGCAACGAAUCCAACUCGUGUCGACAUGAGCGCUGACUUAACAGACAGAUCCUUGCCAAGACGACGUAUGUAUUAUGUUUCUAUACACGUGCGAACUAAGCGUACGCAGCGUUCUUUUGGGCUGCAAUGCCUGUGGUUGUCUGUAACGCGCUGUCCGGCGCUCGG